CAGUCGUAUCUCGGGCAGCUCAGGUCAGUCAUCCGACAGCAGCGGUUCGGUGGGAUACCCUUCCAUCAACGCUCCCACCGGUGCCACCGCCAUCUCUCAUGGCUACAGCCCAGAGGAUCUGGAGAGCGAUGAGGAGUCGGACAUUGUAAUUGAGAGCAACAUCAAGCGGCCAUCACGACGAUCCAAUGCCUCGGUGGCUUCAACUGCAUCACGGUCUCAGACGCAAACGACCACCGUGACCCCACCCAGCCCCCCUACACGACCCCAAACAAGGCCGCCAUCCACAGUGUCCACAGCCUCUUUCCACUCUCAAACGAGCUUUAAUGGCACAGUGCACAAUAGUUUGAGUUACAAGUUGCACAAGGACCUUACCCUCCAACACCACCCCUACCACAGCAGCAACCCCGCUAUGCGGGAGAGUAAUGGCAGCCUACACAAAAUCCUCAGUAACCUGAGGACAGACCCCCGUCACAGCCUGGCUUUACCCAGAGGAGGGGUGGAGGAGGAUGGCACGGUCAUCACUUUAUAAUACAUAUACUCUCAUAAAAUCCAGCCCUCCCAGAGACUCUGCCUUUCAGCCUGGGACAUCAGACUCGACUUUGAA
This is a messenger RNA of Sinocyclocheilus grahami, 604 nucleotides long. Its product is annotated as partitioning defective 6 homolog gamma-like. The transcript has a single exon. Lineage: Eukaryota; Metazoa; Chordata; Actinopteri; Cypriniformes; Cyprinidae. The record is from RefSeq and is a predicted model, not a curated record. The annotation marks the transcript as partial.